Messenger RNA from Hippopotamus amphibius kiboko, 1223 nucleotides. RefSeq names its product cilia and flagella associated protein 126 (gene CFAP126). NCBI's taxonomy places the organism in Eukaryota, Metazoa, Chordata, Mammalia, Artiodactyla, Hippopotamidae. Gene Ontology annotation, biological process: cilium organization. Gene Ontology annotation, cellular component: ciliary basal body. The transcript is spliced from 7 exons. Bases 334 to 1119 code for a protein of 261 amino acids. The record is from RefSeq and is a predicted model, not a curated record.
GCCCCGCCCUCGGCCCUGCCCGGCCCGCCGCAGUCGGGAGCCUUCCCGCAAGUGAGGCCUGAGUCAGGACCGGAAGGCUGGGAAGUGCUGAUCGGUUCCCGACAGUGGGAGCAACAUGACACGAGCACCUCUUGAGACCAUGCCUACAAAGAGUGUACUUUGUCUUGGAGUCCUUGGAGGGGGCAGCUGUGAGGUGCAAGUCAAACCAAGGAAUGUGAGCCCCAGCUCUACCAUGGAAGAGGUGGAAGGCCUGGUUUCUGACAAGAUAAGCUCGGGCUCAGAUGGGAAUUUGACUGGAACUGGAAUGAUGAAGGUAGCCUCAGGCAUCUCUCCAUGGCCUUUAUCUCUGACAAAGUAACUGGUCUUCUUACGUGGCAUGGACUAACAAGACGGAACUUCCAGCCAGGACAGGCAGAAGCUACAGAUCUGUUAAGACUCCACCCUUAUGAAAAAGCUUUCUCACCCAAGUAUCUGCAGAACUGGUCUCUCGCCAAGCCAACAAAAGAGCCUUUAAUUCAAGCCCUUCAGAUAUAUUCUCCCCACUUUUCCACUUCGUAUUCACAAGCCCUUCUCUCCCCACCUCGACCCCAGAGGAUUUCUUCCCACGAGGGCUAUACUCAGAUUAUCGCCAAUGAUCGUGGUCAUCUGUUGCCUUCGGUGCCCCGUUCCAAGGCAAGUCCUUGGGGUUCCUUCAUGGGCACCUGGCAAAUGCCUCUGAAGGUACCCCCUGCUCGGGUGACUCUGACCUCCCGUACAUCUGCUGGUGCUGCCUCCCUCACCAAAUGGAUACAGAAAAAUCCUGAUUUACUCAAGGCCUCCAAUGGGCUGCAUCCUGAAGUCUUAGGCAAGCCCCAUGAUGCAAACAGCCUGAGGAAACUUGGGAAGUGUAUCACAAAGACUGUACAACAAGUACCAAGUCCAACCGUAAUCCCAAACUCUCCAGCCUCAAAUCGCAAUUCCCCAGAUCAACUCCAAAGCUCACACCCCUCUGCAGGUCACACUCCAGGUCCCCAAAGCCCACCUAACUCUCCAAAAAAAAAAAGAAGCCCAUGUAUGCUAGAACACUGUGCAGGUCCUAAUCUAGCUGAGCUCCAGAAAUGCAAACCUGAAACUCCAUAAGGGACUAAGGGACCACACUGAGAAAACCUGUCUAGAGACUGAGUGAUGAAGCAAGACCCCUCCAGUCAGGGAAAUUAUGGAUGGGAAUAAAGGCAAAUUUGGAA